CUGUGUGUGGCUUAACCUACACUUCUGAAGAGGGUUUGUUCCACCAACUCUCUUCCUCUACCUUUCUUGAUAGGUAGUAGGUUUCCAUGUGAGGAUAGGGAUGAAUAGUAUAUGGAUAGUGCCAAAGAGACUGUCAUCAGAGGCUAGCCCUCAGUGGGUAAAGGUUAUUGUGUAGUUUGACUCCAUCAACCAGCUGGCGCAAUGGACGUUUUCAACAGAAACAUAAAUUUUGAUGCCCUCUUCAAAUUCUCCCACAUCUCCACAUCAACCCAGCAGCACCUGAAGAAGGUCUAUGUGAGCUUUGCAUUGUGCAUGUUCCUCGCAGCCGCUGGAGCCUAUGUCAAUGUGGUGACUCAGCUGGUGCAGUUUGGACUGCUGACUGGCCUGGGAGCCUUGGGUCUCAUGAUCUGGCUGAUGGCCACACCCCACAGCCGGGAGACAGAAGAGAAACGGCUGGGCAUGCUGGCAGGCUUUGCCUUCCUCACUGGAGUCAACCUAGGACCCCUGCUAGAGAUGUGCAUUGCUAUCAACCCCAGCAUAAUUCCAACUGCUUUCAUGGGCACAGCAGUGAUCUUCAGCUGCUUCUCCUUGAGCGCUCUCUAUGCCAAGCGCCGUGCCUAUCUGUACCUAGGAGGUGUCCUGUUCUCUGGCCUGUCCCUGAUGCUCUUCUUCUCUCUGAUCAACAUUUUCAUGGGCUCAACUUGGCUCUUCACAGCUAACCUCUACAUUGGACUUAUGGUGAUGUGUGGUUUUGUGCUGUUUGACACUCAGCUCAUAAUUGAAAAAGCUGAGAAUGGAGACAAGGACUACAUUUGGCACUGUGUGGAUCUCUUCCUGGAUUUUGUCAACAUCUUCCGGGAGCUCAUGGUCAUCCUGGGCAUGAACGAGAACAAGAAGAAGAAGGAGAAGUGAAGGACCGCUGGAUGCUUGUGUGGAAUCUCCCGUUUUCUUAUCCCUCUUUUUUGCCUCCUCCUCGCUUCUAUCCAACCUGACCUGUAUUAAAGGUGUCCCCCAUCCCACCCGUUAUUCUGUGUGAAUGAGAAGCAUCUGUGACACUUUCAUACUUGGUGGAAUUUAUUUUCUCAGUUUUUGAGCCUUUUUGAAAAGCUAACUGGCUGAUCCUAAUGCUGGAGUCUGGCUUUGGUCCACUUUCUGUAUGUACACCAAUAAACCCUGUGUAACUCUCGUUGCUCAGAUCCAUCCUAUUGGGAGUGGCCCUACAGCUUUUGCUGGCCAGCCUUCCUCACCUCUUUUCUGCCCUCCUCCCCAGCACACUGAGAGCAGAGUGGCAGAGGCAAGCUCACCCCAGCAGUUUCUGCUGCCGGUGAAGAGAUAAUGGUUAUGAGAUGUGCCCUUGCCAGGCAGAUGGUGAGUGCAGAUCCUUGCUAGAGGCCGUUUUGUCUGGGAAGUGGCCGAAAUGAAAUAAGAUGCACCCCUAUGCACAUGCCCCAUCUGAGCCUUAGUUCUGCUACUGAGUAAAGAAACCUACCUCUGGUGAAAAAGAAGCGGUUUCUUCUGGCACGCAUCUUGACUUUCAGCAACUAAGGCAAGUAGUCUUUGGAGUCAGUGGUCAGUCUGGGAAAAGGAUCUGUGCGGUUUUAUGCCUGUGUAGCUUUGGCUUUGGUUUUGCUGAGUGGCAGUGAACCCAUUGGUUCGGAGUUGAGGGCAUUAUUAUGCCCAGUCUAGAUUCAUGAGGCUUGCCAGGAGCAGGGACUCUAGUUGAGCAGGGCAGCUCUGAUCAAGGGUGUCUGUGCCAUCCCUUCUAUUAAUGUCUGCAGGGGAAUUUGUUGGAGGUACCAGCUGCCUGUGAGGCAGGAAGAAGAGCAACUCUUGCCUAAGGUGGAAUUUGUGCAUGAAAAGAGUUCUGUGUACAAGUGUGUUAAGAAACCUUAAAAGCUUCCACGGCAGCAAGCCAGGUAAUGUUUCUCUUUCCCUUCUUGACGCCCGAAGCCAGACUUCAGUUUUGCUUGCUUUGAGAGAAUAAAAUAUAUAUAUUCUUCUCCCCCCCCCCUCUUCUUCUUCCUCUCUUCUCCCUCCUUUGGAACCAGUGCCAAGAAUUAAACUUUGAGAGAUCUACUUUAUAGAGACCUUGUCUAACAGGUUUUAAUACAGUAAUGACUUAAACUCUGUCGCUCAUUGGAUGUCCAGCUUUAGCUGCAUUCGUUGGACUCCUACCGUGAAGAGACAGGGUUUUUAAACAACAAAAAGGUGUUUUGAUUCAAAUAUGAAAUUUACAUUGUCUUGCUUUGUACGGGGAAAGAAAAUAUUAAAAUAAAAAUCCUCAAACUUUAACCUUUA
Molecule: messenger RNA, 2298 nt
Organism: Pogona vitticeps (central bearded dragon)
Lineage: Eukaryota; Metazoa; Chordata; Lepidosauria; Squamata; Agamidae
Source: RefSeq, a predicted model, not a curated record